AUGCUCAAGAUACAGACCGCCGCCGUGCCGCCAAGUAUCCACUCUUCGCGCACUAUCCACGACCCCUCCGGCGACUCACCGUCCGCUUCCGUGCGUAUCACUUCUGCUGCCUCCGUUCAAGCUUCCGAUCAACAAUCCUCGACAACUCGGGCUGAUCGCGCCUGGGGCCUCAUGAACGGCAUCGUCGGUACCGCCCCAAUGGGGGCCAUGUAUGUCCGCGCCCUCUACGACUACGAGGCCGACGAUCGCACUAGUCUCAGUUUCCAUGAAGGAGAUGUAAUUCAAGUCAUCACCCAGCUCGAGAGCGGCUGGUGGGAUGGCGUUAUAAAUGGUGUUCGAGGCUGGUUCCCUAGCAACUACUGCCAGCUUAUCACGAGUCCCGACGAUAUACCUGACAGCGCCCACAAUGGAACCUUUGACGCUGUCGAGGAUGAUGCCGAAGACCCUGAGAUGUAUGACGACCAAUAUGACCAAGACGAUGACUCCGAACAAGACGGCCCUAUCGCGUUGCCCCUCGAGGGGACCGACGGAGGAGAUAGUUCGAGGGCCGACUUUUGGAUCCCACAAGCUACUCCCGACGGGCGCUUGUUCUAUUACAAUAUGAUGACAGGAGACCGCAGCAUGGAACUGCCCCUGGAGUCUCCCGUAUCUUCAAACGAGACUGGCCCGCGAGAUCGAAUGAACGUCAAUAUCCCCGACAAAACCAGGCCGCCCCCUGAGAUGAUGGCCCGUGGCUUGACUCAAGAUGAGGACGACGAGUAUCUGACGUCCGCAUCCGAGGCCGAGGGCGACUCAUCUAGACUGGCCUCACGCCGUUCCAAGGUACACAGCGAGCUACAUACUAAACGCGCCUCUUUCGGUGCCUUAUCCCCAUCAACCUCUAUGGACUCCAUCAACGGCGCAUCGCCUGUUGGCCGUCUGCGAAAUGGUGCCUCGUCCAAUGGCCAUCUUACUGCAGGACAGGUCCCUAAUAUAGCAUCCGCUACCUCUUUUACUAGCACUACCUAUAACUUACCGACCACAGCUACAGUUCCUCGAUCGUUUUUCGACGACGGCUCUACGCCUUCACUCAGCUGGACUCUUCUUGUCUCUAAUAUGCGACGUGCUAUUGAUCGGUAUCGGGAAGCCAUCAUGAACAAUAACCGCUCAGAAUACGUAGCAAAAGCCGAAGACAUAUCUGACCAUCUACGACUGCUACUCGCUGCUGGGUCAGGGACUACCGAUAACCACUCUGGCCAGCCAUCUAUCAUUUCAACGAACAAGGCCCUCUACCCCCACUUCCGAGACAUGAUGUCCAAAUUCUCCAAGCUCGUAAUCUCUUCUCACAUAGCAGCUGCAGACUGGCCCAAUGCCGAAUCCAUCCAGAAGUGCCUUCAGGAAGCUGACGGAGUUCUCAUGGGCGUAUACAGCUAUGUGGAAGUGGCUCGACAACAACGAGGCGAGGAGAUUCCUCGACUCUUCCCAGGCUUUGUGAUUGGUAGCAACACAGGUGGGAGUUGGCAAAACAACGGCCUGGGCCCUCGAGAUGAAAUCACGGCCAACUUCCUCGAAGAUGAAGAGGGCGUCGUGGAGCCAACUGCAAUUCUCGACAACAAGAUGCUCGAGCGACUGGACGAACAGAAGCGCAUUUUGGUAUCCAGCAUCCGAGAGCUCGACAAGAGCUUGGUCGUCCUAGAGAAAAUAGUUACACCCUACAGGCAUGAAGUUAUCGGAAACAAUGUUUGUUUUGCCGGUGGUAGGGUACUGGAUACAUUCAGACAAUGGAUUGCCAUGAUUGAAUCGAUCGAUCUGUCUUCCCUUGGCAACAGCUUUCAGACGCCUCAAUUAGCUGACCUCGGAACACACAAGCAGAGCCUUUACGACAAUAUCUCUGAUCUUAUUCUUGGAUGCCAAGCUGUCGCCGGACCCUUGGCUGAUGAAUGGUCCGAAGUCCGUGGUGAAGCACUGGAGAAUCGGCUGGAAUAUGUCAGACAAUGUGCCAGAGCCCUGGAAACCAACUCUUCACAUAUCGGAUUCUCACUUCAACUAUUGUCUGAACAGGUUCAAAUUAACAUGCAACAACAUCAGGCUGAAGUACGACCUCGGGAGAAUUCCUUUGUCCGAAGCACCCUGCAACGAGGCGAGACAAUGCCUUAUGACCGACCGCACCAGCGAACAGAAUCAAGGACUGCUCCUGUACGACCACCACUUAUUACAUCACAAUCUUUCACCGAAGGCGAGCCUGCUCCUGGCAAUAUGCGACGAGGCGAUUAUUCCAAGGUUAAGAAGAUAUUUGGCGAAGAUCCUUCGCCUCAGGUUCCCGUGACCGAAGAUACACCAGAAUUCUUACUCCUAGAUUAUGAACAUGAAGUCUCCUGGGAUAGCAAGACCUCACCACCUACUGUCAAGGGAGGAUCCCUCCUCGCUCUUGUUGAACAGUUAACUCGCCACGAUAAGCUCGAUUCGAACUUCAACAAUACCUUUCUUCUCACUUACCGAUCAUUCACAACAGCUCGGGAACUUUUCGAGAUGCUUAUCAAACGAUUCAACAUCCAACCGCCAGAAGGUCUAUCACAGGCGGAUUUCGAGAUUUGGAGGGACCGAAAGCAAAAGCUUAUUCGCUUCCGUGUUGUUAACAUUCUAAAGAAUUGGUUCGAUAAUUUCUGGAUGGAGGAUUAUAACGACGAGUCAAAACAACUUGUUCGAGAUGUCUACAGUUUCGCCAAAGACACGGUCAAGUCUACAGAAACUCCUGGUUCAGCGCCCUUAAUGGCGGUCCUUGAUCAGAGGCUCAGUGGAAAGGAGGCUGGCGCUCGCAGGAUGAUUCAAACUGUGAACCAGAACACGCCAACACCGAUCAUGCCUAAGAACAUGAAGAAGCUCAAGUUCUUGGAUAUUGAUGUCGUUGAGUUUGCCCGCCAGCUCACCAUUGUCGAAUCUCGCUUGUACGGCAAGGUCAAGGCGACAGAAUGUCUGAAUAAGACGUGGCAGAAGAAGGUCCCCGAGGGUGAGCCCGAUUUGGCCCCCAACGUUAAAGCACUCAUCCUCCACUCUAACCAGAUGACCAACUGGGUUGCUGAGAUGAUUUUGGCGCAAAUGGAAGUCAAGAAGCGAGUGGUUGUUAUCAAGCACUUCGUUUCUGUUGCUGACCGUUGCCGCUCCCUGAACAACUUCUCAACAUUAACAUCGAUUAUUUCCGCAUUGGGCACUGCACCCAUCGCUCGUCUUAAGCGAACAUGGGACCAGGUACCCCAACGUACACACGCUACAUUAGAAUCGAUGCGGCGGGUGAUGGCAAGCACCAAGAACUUCGGAGAGUACCGAGAGGCUCUUCAUGCAGCCAACCCCCCUUGUAUCCCUUUCUUCGGUGUCUAUCUAACUGAUCUGACGUUCAUUGAGGAUGGCAUUCCGUCCAUCAUCAAGAAGACUAACCUCAUUAACUUUGCUAAACGUGCCAAAACUGCUGAGGUCAUUCGCGAUAUCCAGCAGUAUCAGAACGUGGGGUACUCUCUGCAACCAGUGCCUGAGCUGCAAGAUUACAUCUUAAACAACAUGCAGGCUGCUGGGGAUGUUCACGAGAUGUAUGACAAGAGUUUGCAAGUUGAGCCUCGUGAGCGAGAGGAUGAGAAGAUUGUGAGUUUUGCACAAUGA
Fusarium musae is the source of this 3630-nucleotide messenger RNA. RefSeq lists its product as uncharacterized. Gene Ontology annotation, cellular component: plasma membrane. Lineage: Eukaryota; Fungi; Ascomycota; Sordariomycetes; Hypocreales; Nectriaceae. The transcript has 5 exons. Gene Ontology annotation, biological process: positive regulation of GTPase activity; Ras protein signal transduction. The record is from RefSeq and is a predicted model, not a curated record. Bases 1 to 3630 code for a protein of 1209 amino acids. Gene Ontology annotation, molecular function: protein binding; guanyl-nucleotide exchange factor activity.